Hymenoscyphus albidus is the source of this 235-nucleotide messenger RNA. Lineage: Eukaryota; Fungi; Ascomycota; Leotiomycetes; Helotiales; Helotiaceae. The record is from the annotation of a GenBank genome assembly.
AUGAAUUCACCGUUACAUCCGACCGAAAGCUCCGAGCCGAACGCUUCUACGCUCCGUCCCGAUUUUCUCCUCUUUGGAACAAGUGCGUAUAUUCCGUAUGUAUAUGUAUGUACAUCUCACUUUCCCUAGAAUAAAGAAGUUCUCCAAUUAUCCAACCACAAACAAAACCUACAAAUUCCAAAAAGUCCAACAAGACCAACCACGAGAUCCCUCAGCUCAGAAUCCAGAACGCUGA